This is a messenger RNA of Gamsiella multidivaricata, 1422 nucleotides long. RefSeq lists its product as uncharacterized. Gene Ontology annotation, cellular component: cytoplasm; ubiquitin ligase complex. NCBI's taxonomy places the organism in Eukaryota, Fungi, Mortierellomycota, Mortierellomycetes, Mortierellales, Mortierellaceae. Gene Ontology annotation, molecular function: ubiquitin conjugating enzyme binding; ubiquitin protein ligase activity; zinc ion binding. The record is from RefSeq and is a predicted model, not a curated record. The transcript has 3 exons. Gene Ontology annotation, biological process: ubiquitin-dependent protein catabolic process; protein polyubiquitination; positive regulation of proteasomal ubiquitin-dependent protein catabolic process. The coding region runs from base 1 to 1422 and encodes 473 amino acids.
AUGGUCACCGAGAAGCAGCGCAAGAAGGCAUAUGAGGUCGAUUUCACAGUCUUUCCACUCUCAGAAAUAGUAGCCGCACAGGCCAAUGCCUCCAGCCAUGUGGCAGGCAUCCUCGGCGUUACUCAGGAGCAAGCCGCGGCGCUGUUGAGGAGCUUCAAGUGGAACAAGGAACGCCUAGUUGAGCGUUACAUGGAUCAUGAGCAAGAGAUCUUGGAUCAGGCCGGUGUGGUUUUGAACGAUACACAGACACGCGUUUUCAAACGACCUCCGGGAUUCGUUUGCAUGAUCUGCUUCGACGACAGCAACAGCGGCCCUGCUGUAGGAUUGCGAUGCCAACACAUCUUUUGCCAGGCCUGUUACGAUCACUAUCUAACUCAAAAGAUCGUCGAGGAGGGCGAAUGUCGAAAGAUCUUUUGCCCCGAAUCUGGAUGCGACGUAGUUGUCGAUGAAAAGACCAUCAAGACGGUGGUACAGCCAUCUGUAUUUGUCAAGUAUCGCCAACUGCAGGAUAGAGUUUAUGUUGAGGAUCUUGAUACUCUCAGAUGGUGUCCGGCCCCGGACUGCGAGAAUGCGGUCGAGUGUCGCCUUCCUCACUCAUCCUUUACAACAAUUGUGCCCACGGUCCAAUGUGCUUGCGGAUAUAAGUUUUGCUUCGGAUGUGGCAAUGGCGACCACCAGCCCGCGCCUUGCGGCCUGGUCAGGAUGUGGCAGAAAAAGUGCGCGGACGACUCUGAGACGGCCAACUGGAUCUCGGCGCAUACAAAAGAGUGCAGCAAAUGUCAGUCGACGAUUGAGAAAAACGGAGGAUGCAACCAUAUGACCUGCCGCAAGUGUAAAUACGAAUUCUGUUGGGUCUGCAUGGGACCAUGGUCGGAGCACGGCACGAGCUGGUACAACUGCAAUCGAUACGAGGAAUCGAGUAGUGCCGACGCUCGCGACCAACAAGCAAAGUCUCGCGCCUCGCUUGAACGAUACCUUCAUUACUAUAACCGCUUUGCCAACCACGAACACUCAGCCAAGUUGGAUCGAGACCUUUACAUGAAGACGGAGAAGAAGAUGGAGGAGAUGCAGCGGACAAGCGACCUGUCAUGGAUUGAAGUGCAGUUUCUCAAGAAGGCUGUGGACGUCUUGACAUCGUGCCGCAUGACUCUCCGCUGGACGUAUGCAUUUGCGUUCUACUUGGCCAGGAAUAACAUGACAGAGCUGUUCGAGGACAAUCAGCGUGACCUCGAAGUGGCAGUCGAGGCCUUGAGCGAGCUUUUAGAGAAGCCCAUUGAGCGGGAAAAGAUUGCAGAGUUGCGUCAGCAAGUCCUGGACAAGACCGUCUAUGUAGGCAGUCGUCGUGAGGUUGUCCUAGAGGAUACGGCCAAGGGUCUCGCGGAAGGUCGCUGGGAGUUCUUCGUCGAGUUUGGAAAGGUGUAG